Messenger RNA from Oncorhynchus gorbuscha (pink salmon), 4751 nucleotides. Its product is annotated as scavenger receptor class A member 5-like. Lineage: Eukaryota; Metazoa; Chordata; Actinopteri; Salmoniformes; Salmonidae. The transcript has 9 exons. Gene Ontology annotation, biological process: iron ion transmembrane transport. The coding region runs from base 345 to 1841 and encodes 498 amino acids. Gene Ontology annotation, molecular function: ferritin receptor activity. The record is from RefSeq and is a predicted model, not a curated record. Gene Ontology annotation, cellular component: plasma membrane.
CGUAUAAAUACAGCAACUAGAUACUAUAUAUAGAAUGAGGUAAGAAUGCAUCUAGUCAGAGUUGUCCAGGCAGGGGUAUUAGCCACAUCGUCGUCUCCAUGCCUACACUACACUUUUAAAAAGGGAUUAAUUCACCCAAGCAUCACAGACUGGCUGGUGCACGGAUCUCCUCGCUGCGCUUAUCUAGCUACUGGGAGAGCGAAACUUCAGUGAACUGUUUUAUGUUGAAAGGAAACGUUUAUUGAGAUGCCAUUGGGAAAACAUGCACCCUUUUUAAAUUGAAAUUAGAGAUGAGACAUUUGCAUCUGUUAUACUUUUUAGUCACAACUUUGACAAGUUCCUGAAUGGAGAAUAAGGCCAUGUACCUGAGUACAUACGAAGAGAGGGAGAACGGAUCCUUCUAUGAGGAGGGCUACGAUGGCAGAAACCUAUCAAAGCUCAACCUGUGUGAAGACGCUGUUUCUGCCAAGAGGAGAAGAAAGCCAGACAAUUGCUGCAGCCACCUGAACUCCCUGUCUGCCAUCAAGUAUGCCAUCGUGUCUCUAUACAUCUUGGUACUGCUGAGCAUCUUUGGCCUCUGUUUAGCAGUGUCCAGGUCCCAGAUGUCCUCAGAGAAGCAGGAGGCACUGAUGGAGAACAUGACCCGUAUGGGGGACCGCUCUCGGGAGCUCCAGCAGUCCCUGGGUGACAUCUCCUCUCAGGCAGAUCUCCUGGAGAACAUCUGGAAGCUGGAGAGCCUGUUCCAGAACCACAGUGAGUCCUUAAAGCAGCUGGGCCGGGCAGUGAGCGGCCUGGAGAGGGAUAUCAGGGAUCUGCAAGGCCACCGCCAGUCGACAGACAGCACCGUGGAGCAGCUGGGGGACCGUGUAUCCGUCCUAAACAGCUCCACCCAGAGGAACGUGAGUGGGCUCAGCAACCAGCUGGCCCAUGCCUCGGUCUCGCUGCACAACCACGACCUCCUGCUGAGGAGCACAGCAGACCAGGUGAACCAGCUCAAGGAUAGGCUGGAGGAGGUUGGCUGGACAGUCGGCUCAGUCAACCACACGUUCACCAGCGACAUCAGCGUCCAUCACCUAAAGAUCCAGGACCUGCAGGUGCAGAUCAGCAAUGCAAGCCAGGAUGCACGGUACAUGAGGGAGACACAAGUGCACAUGGAAGAGACACUGAAGAAUGAGGUAGAGAUCCUCAGCACUAUCACAGAGGACCUGAGGCUCAAGGACUGGGAGCACUCCAAUAUCCUCAAGAACAUCACCUCCCUAGAAGGGCCUCCAGGACCAAAAGGUGAGAAGGGCGAUGUUGGGCCACUUGGGGCCUCUGGUGUGGCAGGCCUCAUAGGGAUGAGAGGUUUUACAGGAGAAAAAGGAUUCCAGGGUCCAAGGGGACUAAAGGGCCCGAGCGGCCCUGACGGCCUACAGGGGGAGAAAGGCGAUAUGGGACCCGAAGGGCCCAAAGGUGACAGAGGAGACCGAGGACUGAAAGGCGAGAAGGGAGACCGAGGUGACCGUGGUGAAAAAACAGUGGACGAGACACUGGUGAGACUGGUGAAUGGAUCAGGUCCUCACGAGGGGAGAGUGGAGGUGUUCCAUGAGAGGCGCUGGGGAACGGUGUGUGACGACGUCUGGGACAAGAAGGACGGUGACGUGGUCUGCAGGAUGCUUGGCUACACAGGGACCUUCGAGAUCCAUAAAACAGGCCGGUUUGGACAAGGUACUGGGCUCAUCUGGAUGGAUGAUGUGGCCUGUGUUGGGAAUGAGGACACCAUCCACCAGUGCAAGUUCUCAGGCUGGGGCAAGACUAACUGUGGGCACGUGGAGGAUGCGGGGGUGACAUGCAACACCUAACACCCACCAUUUUAACUCCCACUGAGUUCAGUUCUAAACUGCAGAGUUAAAUUGCAGAUGACAAGCAGUGUGAGGUAGAGCAGAGGGGCUGCGUUCUGACGCCCUACACCUACUCACUGCUGUGGGCAACUGAUUUGACUUCAGACCCCUUUAGGGCCUCAUGGCCGACUUUGUUCAAGUAAAGUAGGUUUAACAAUAGCUGAACUAGAUUCAGUGCCUAUAAAGGACCAACUUAAAAAAUGGUCAGUCACAAAUGUUUGUCCAAUUUUUGACAGAUGACGCGAUUACGAAGAAAAUAAAGGGAACUAAUGCCAUUUGAAAUAGGUGUAUGGCUUGGCCCCAGUACGACUGAUUGGUUUGUGUCUGUCGAUUUCAACAUUUUUGUCUGUGGAAGCAAGCAUUGUUUUUUUAUCAUCAUGACUUAGAGUCUCUCUCUCUCUUUCAUUCUUCUCCCUUCAACUGGCUAAUGUUGAUUAUGUUAGAGUGCAGCCAAAAAUGCCUCUUUCUUCAUCGACUAUUGCAGGGGCGGUUUGGAGACUAACGGUUGGUUUAUGUAUGGAAACCAGGACUAAAGUAAGACAAAUUACAGCCCUAGAUGGCUUUUUAUAUUUUGGGAACAUUUUUAUGAAAUGGUAAAACAUGCAACGACUUGAGGUUUAUCACAGGAAAGGAAACAGGGAAAUAUAGAUUGUGUGAAAUAAGCGAAACCAACCGCUGAUGUAAUACACUUUCAAAUGUAAAUCAAGUGUUGCCAUGAGCAUGAUAUCUUUUAUCAUAGAUUUCUGUAGAUGAACCUAGACAAAUAUUGCUUUGGGAUAAGCAAAGAUAUGUGCUGAGGUCCUGAGGACUAGGUUUGAUAUACUCUGAGACACAUAAAUCUGGACUAUCUCUCAGUUUUUCAUUUGAAGCGUUGAAGCAGCUCCCCUUUAGACAUGGUCCUCACUUUCAUCCACUGAGGUUCAUGUUCAGACAAGUGCUAUUGAGGUGUUAUAGAGUGCUUUAGAGCAGUGGAGGUUGGUGGGAGGAGCUAUAGGAGGACGGGAUCAUUGUAAUGGAGCGGUAUUGAAGACGUCAAACAUAUGGAAACCACAUGUUUGACUCCAUUCCUUUAUACUAUUCCAGCCAUUACAAUGAGCCCAUAGCUCCUCCCACCUGCCUCCAGUGCUAUAGAGUGCUAUAGAGUUUUCUGGUUUGAAUACCUGAUCCGACAAGGUGAAAAAUCUGUACAUGUUCCCUUGAGCAAGGCACUUGACCCUAAUUUGCUCCAGGGGAGCCGUACUACUAUUGCGGAUCCUGUAAAACAACACAUUUCACUGCACCUAUCUGGUGUAUGUGACAACUGUCAAAGAUAACACCUUACUCUCUUUGUAGAAAGAAAUUAUUCUGGUUUUGUAGAAAUACAAAAUCCUGCAGUAUGUGAUCAUUACUAUUAUAAUCCACUCUCAAAUAUUCAACUAGGGUGCAGUUAGUCUGUGAACAUAGAGGUAAUUGUUGCAUGGAUCUUCAACUGUUCUGUGAAUUCAUCAGUCAUGCAAUGCCUUUUCAAGUACAAGGGAGCAGCCUGCACACAAUUUUGAUUUGUAUAACAGGGACCACAAACCCAAGUUCCACUUUAGGAACAUACUAUCAAAUACUAGGAUGCUAUAAUUGCCACAGUAUGUGAAGUCGAGAUUAGUUGAUUUAUUAUACCAUGGUACCCCUGUAACUCUAACCAACACUUUUAUUGGACAAGAUUUAAUAAGGACAUUUGAGGAGUGUAAAUAUCUGUUUAUCGAUUGUGCUGGUGAUAACACCCGGCCCACAUGAAAAAAUACUACAGUUUACUAUAGAAUACUACAGCACUUACUAUAAAAUUCUGCAGUAAACUGUAAUACUGUACUACACACUGUAGCAUCCCUCGAUCAUGUGUGGUAGUACUUACUGGAGAACAUUGGAAUACACCGUAGAAUACUAUAGUAAAUACUACAGUAUUAUCUGCAAAGAAAACACUAGUAAUUACAACAGUAAUGUCCGCAAAAACACUGCAGUCAGCAAAAACACUAAACUUUUUAAAACUAUAUUAAAUACUACAAUAUUUAAUUAGCAUAUACCCUGCCCAUUCCCCUCGGUUGUCACUAGUUACCACAGCCGCAUAGUCUUUUAAGCCCCGACCUAUUUCUACAAUUUAUCUUCUUAAAAUGUGAUUUUAAACCUAACUGUAACUUUAACCCAAACCUUAAACACACUGCUAACCUUAUACCUACCUUAAAUUUAGAUGAAGAAUAAAAAAAAAUUCAUACAUGUUUUUAUGUUAUAGCCAAUUUAGACUUUGUUUGUAUGGUAACUAGUGGAAAACAUUCCCCUCCCCCAUAUUCCAAUUUGUUCCACCCAUAAAUUAGAAACCUACAUGCCAAGUAUAGACCAUAUAUUGUGUUACCCACAGAUUAUAGAAAAGAGCAGAAGUGCUGAAUUAUCUGUUUAGACCCCAGUCUCAACUACAUACAGAUAAUCUUUUUAGUACUUGUCCAGUAGAUUUCCUCAAGGACAAAGCCUCCACUUAUGUCAAAUAUAAUAAAACAAAAACACUAUAGUAAGUACUACAGUAAUCUCUUUAAAAAACACUACAUUAAAAACUGUAGUAUAUACACUAGUUUUAUUUUACUACAAUAAUUAUACCAUAGUUAACUGUAAAUAUACAGUAUACCACAGUAAAUACUACAGUGAAUAUUACAGUAAAGUCUGCAAAACACUACAGUGAAUACUAUAGUAUAUAUACCAUAGUAUAGUAUUUUUUCAUGUAAUUUGAAAUGUUUAAAUACAGUGAAUGUGACAAUAUGUCAUAUGUUCAUUAGAUAAUACUUUGAAACUUGAUAUUUCUUGCUGAUAAAAAAAAAGAUAAUGUACUGUUGAAAUAAUAAAAUGGUAUUCAUU